This is a messenger RNA of Chinchilla lanigera (long-tailed chinchilla), 2641 nucleotides long. Its product is annotated as guanylate-binding protein 5. The transcript has 11 exons. Lineage: Eukaryota; Metazoa; Chordata; Mammalia; Rodentia; Chinchillidae. The coding region runs from base 171 to 1934 and encodes 587 amino acids. Gene Ontology annotation, molecular function: GTPase activity; GTP binding. The record is from RefSeq and is a predicted model, not a curated record.
CAUAGCUCUAAAUCCGUUAAAGGGAAGCAGUACAAUUCUUUCAUUGGCAAAUCCCGGGAAGUCUGAAGCCUCACAACGCUGGAGGGAUAAAUAAAACUCUAACAAUCCACUGAGAGACAGAAGAGAGAAGCAAAACCAAGGGUCAGAGCAGACCAGAAAACACACUCAAAAUGGCCCCACACAUCCACAUGUCAGAGCCACUGUGCCUCAUUGAGAACACUGAAGAGAAGCUGGUGGUUAAACAAGAGGCUCUGAGGAUCCUGUCUGCCAUCACCCAGCCCCUUGUGGUGGUGGCCAUCGUGGGCCUCUACCGCACGGGCAAAUCCUACCUGAUGAACAAGCUCGCUAAGAAGGAAAGAGGCUUUUCUGUUGGCUCCACGGUGCAAUCCCACACCAAGGGGAUCUGGAUGUGGUGUGUGCCUCAUCCGGAGAAGCCGGACCACACCCUCGUUCUGCUUGACACCGAGGGUCUGGGAGACGUAGAGAAGGUUGAUGGUAAGAAUGAUGCCCAGAUCUUUGCGCUGGCAGUCCUGCUGAGCAGCACCUUUGUAUACAACACUAUGAACAAAAUUGACCAGGAUGCUAUCGACCGACUGCACAAUGUGACAGAACUGACAGAUCUGCUCAGAACAAGAAAUUCACCUGAUUUUAACGGAGCUGAAGAUGCUGCUGACUUGGGGAGCUUCUUGCCGGAUUUAGUGUGGACUCUGAGAGAUUUCUACCUAAGCCUGGAAACAGAUGGACAGAGCAUCACACCAGAUCAAUACCUGGAGAACUCACUGAAACUCAAAGAAGGUAGCAAUGAGAGAAUUCAACAUUUCAAUUUGCCCCGUUUGUGCAUAAAGAAAUUCUUUCCAAGAAAGAAAUGCUUUAUCUUUGAGUCACCUGCUGAGAAGAAGCAGCUUCCCCACCUCGAGGACCUUCGAGAUGAUGAGCUGGAUCCUGACUUUGUGAAACAAGUGUCAGAAUUCUGUUCCUACAUCUUCAGCCACUCCGCAGCCAAGACUCUUCCAGGAGGCUUCAAGGUCAAUGGACCCUGUCUUGAGAGCCUGACACAGACCUAUGUUGAUGCCAUCAACAGAGGGGAUCUGCCCUGCGUGGGGAACUCAGUCCUAGCCUUGGUCCAGACAGAGAACUCAGCUGCAGUGCAGAAGGCACUGGCCCACUAUGACCAGCAGAUGGGCCAGAAGGUGCAGCUGCCCACAGACACCCUCCAGGAGCUGCUGGACCUGCACAGGGCCUGUGAGAGGGAGGCCAUGGAGAUAUUCAUAAAGAACUCUUUCAAGGAUGAGGACCAAACUUUCCAGAAGGAAUUACAGACCCUCCUAGGUGCAAAGCAGAAUGACAUUUGUGAGCGGAACAAGGAAGCCUCUUCAGAACGUUGCUCAGCUUUACUUCAGGAUAUUUUUGGUCCUCUGGAAGAAGAAGUGAGGCAGGGGAUUUAUUUUAAGGCAGGAGGCCAUAACCUCUUCCUUCAAAAAAUGGAAGCAUUGAAGGCGAAUUACUAUCAACAGCCAAGGAAAGGAAUACAGGCUGAGGAAGUUCUGCAGAAUUACCUAAAGUCCAAGCAGUCUGUGAAUGAUGUUGUUCUACAGACAGACCAGGCUCUCACUGCCAAGGAAAAGGAGAGGGAAGAGGCUCAGUGGAAGGCAGCGGCUCAAAGGGCAGAGGAAGAAAGAUUGGCGGCCAUUGCCCGGGAGAACCAGAGACGCCUGGAGGAGAGGCAGAGGCUCCACCAGGAGCAAGUGAGACAGAUGGAGAUCCAAAGAGCAAACUUCCUGGCACAGCAGCGGAGGGAGCAGGAGCGGCGGCUCCAGGAGGAAGCUGAAAGGCAAAGAGCAGCGGCUGAAGCUGAACAGAGAAGACUGCAAGACGAGAUAAACCGUUUGAAAUCCUAUAGACCACCACGUAAUGAUGACUGUAUCUUGCUCUAAAGUGCUGAACAUCAGAGCUUCCAUUUUUUUCUUUCUCCUUUUUACUGCAGACACAAUGGGACAAGAAACAUAGAACUUCAGGCAAUCAGUAUUUAAGUAAUUCCAAUGCCUCCUGUCUAACUUUCUGUAUUUGGCUCAGGGUAUUAAAAAAUAACAGGGUGGGAGUUAACCACACAGGCUGAGUCAGAUGGACUGAGACUAAGGUUUGGGCUCAGCUGGUCAUCACUCCUGCUGGUUGGCAUGUGCUGAGUGCUGUCAGAGGAGGCAGCUGUGGUACAGUGGAAAUAAUGUACAGCUCUCCCCUUGAUAGAGGCACUACUGUACAAGCUGUGUCAUAACUGGGCAGCAGUGUCAGUAGACCAUCUGCACAGAGAAAUUCCAAGCUGAAAGCAAGUAAUACUAUAAAAUCUCCUAUUUUGGAAGAUAAAAUAUUAGCAGGGAAAUUAUAUCCCAGUUUGAAGGGCUAAAAAAAAUAGUGUUUUCCUUAUGUUUAACCUUACUAAAAAUGUAAUUUCAAUAGUAUAUUCUAUAAUAGGAAAUAAAUUAUAUUAGAUGUAUAGUAAUCAUUUACUAAACAUUUGUAAUUUCAUAAACUUUGUAAAUAGGUCACAUAAGAAAUGUGCUGAAAACCUGAUGUAACUCAUUUAAUUACAUGUUUACGUUAGUGCUAAAAUUAAAUCAUCUCAAUUUUUUCUGGUCAUGUGUGA